CAAAAUGAAUCAUUGCCAACUACUACUGUGGCUGAUGGCUAGCCUAGCUCUGGCUGCUGGCCAGAGCGAAAAUGUGAUACUCGAGACCAUCAAUUUUCUGCGACGCGGCCAAUCGGAAGUGGAACUGGAGAACUAUGACAAUACCAUACAAAUGGAGAGCGAAUAUGAUUUUAUAGUCGUCGGCGCUGGCACGGCCGGCUGUGCGUUGGCCGCACGUCUCUCCGAGAACCCAAAGUGGAAGGUGCUGCUGCUGGAGGCGGGUGGACCGGAGCGCCUGGUCAUGGAUGUCCCGAUUGUGGCGCACUUCCUGCAGCUCGGCGAAAUGAACUGGAAAUAUCGCACACAACCCUCAGAUCACGCCUGCCUGGCGAUGAACAACAAUCGCUGCAACUGGCCGCGUGGCAAGGUGAUGGGUGGCAGCUCGGUUCUCAACUACAUGAUGUAUACGCGUGGCAAUCGCCGAGAUUACGAUCGUUGGGAAGCCCUGGGCAAUCCCGGCUGGAGCUGGAAGGAUGUGCUACCAUACUUUAAGAAAUACGAGGGCAGCAGCGUCCCAGAUGCCGAGCCAGACUUUGUGGGACGCGAUGGCCCCGUGAAAAUAAGCUAUGUCAACUGGCGCUCCAAGAUUUCGGAGGCCUUCGUUGACGCGGCGCAACAGGAUGGCUUGAAAUAUCGCGACUACAAUGGACGUAUUCAGAACGGCGUCGCCUUCCUGCACACAACCACACGCAACUCUACGCGCUGGAGCUCCAAUCGUGCCUACCUUUACCCACUCAAGGGCAAGCGCCCAAACCUGCACGUGAAGAAGAACGCGCUGGUCACCAAGGUGCUCAUUGAUCCGCAAACAAAGACUGCGUAUGGCAUCAUGGUGCAGACCGACGGACGCAUGCAGAAGGUGCUGGCUCGUAAGGAGGUGGUUGUCUCGGCGGGCGCCAUCAACACGCCCCAGUUGCUGAUGCUCUCGGGUGUGGGUCCCGCCAAGCAUCUGCGUGAGGUGGGCAUCAAGCCCAUUGCAGAUUUGGCUGUAGGCUACAAUCUGCAGGAUCAUACGGCUCCAGCGGUUACCUUUACAACGAAUGCAACAUCUCUGAAAUUCGAGGACUUUUCCGAUCCCACAUGGCUGACUCGCUUCAACCGUAGAGAAGGACCGUAUGGUUCGCCCGGCGGCUGUGAGGCCAUUGCCUUCUGGGAUUUGGAUCAUGAGCGCGACGAGGAUGGCUGGCCAGAUAUUGAACUGUUCUUGGUGGGCGGCUCCAUGUCCUCCAAUCCAGCCAUAUCGCGUGCCUUUGGCUUAAAGAAGUCCAUUUACGAUUCGUUGUUUGCAGAGAUUGAGGACAAGUCGCUGAACGCAUUCAUGAUCUUCCCCAUGAUACUACGACCGAAGAGUCGCGGUCGCAUCAUGCUCAAAAGCAGUGAUCCCUUCAAGUAUCCGCUGAUUCAUGCUAAUUACUUUGCCCAUCCCUACGACGUGGACAUCUCGGUGCGGGGCCUUCUUAAGGCCAUUAGCCUGAUGGAACAGCGGGGCAUGAAAGCCAUUGAAGCCAAACUGUGGGAACGUAAGAUUCCCACAUGCAAGCAGCAUCCCUACAAGAGCUGGGCCUACUGGGCCUGCUAUGUGCGACACUUCACUUUCACCAUUUAUCACUAUUCAGGCACCACCAAGAUGGGACCCAAGUCCGACCGAGCGGCCGUUGUAGAUGCCCGCCUGCGCGUGCACGGCAUACGCAACUUGCGUGUCGCAGAUGCCAGCAUCAUGCCCGAGAUCAUGUCCGGUCAUCCCAAUGGGCCGGUCUUCAUGAUCGCUGAGAAAGCCGCCGAUAUGAUCAAGCAGGACUAUGGCUAUAUCAAAUAA
Messenger RNA from Drosophila hydei, 1852 nucleotides. Its product is annotated as glucose dehydrogenase [FAD, quinone]. Gene Ontology annotation, molecular function: oxidoreductase activity, acting on CH-OH group of donors; flavin adenine dinucleotide binding. The transcript has a single exon. Lineage: Eukaryota; Metazoa; Arthropoda; Insecta; Diptera; Drosophilidae. The coding region runs from base 5 to 1852 and encodes 615 amino acids. The record is from RefSeq and is a predicted model, not a curated record.